UUGAAUUUGUUGCUUUUACUCUUGUAGUAACUGUCACUGUCACGGUGACACAGUGAGUGAAGAGUUUGCUUUCUGGUGUGAGCGUGUCUAAAUCUGCCUGAUUCAUCCAUGAGUGCCGCUGAAUAACACUCCCUCAGUGCCCUCUCCCCUCCUCUCUCCUCCUCACUGCUAAUGACUGAUUCUGCACGAUGCUGUUCACUAGCGUGGACACAUGCACUGACACAAACACGCCAGAGGCAGACCCGCGGACCAACACAGUGUGCCGACAAGGCUUUUUGUUUUGUGUCUUCCGCAUCUUCUGGUCUGUAAGGAGGAACGUUUUUGAUCAAGCCGAGUGAAAGUUUGAUGCUGGAUUGUCAGGAUGUCACUGGAGCUGAGGGCACUGCUGGAACAAAAACAGCGCAGAAAAAGACAAGAACCUCUGAUGGUCCAGCCGAAUCCAGAAGCUCGGCCACGACGCAACCGCGCAAGACGCGGCGAGGAGCAGGCUCCUCUCGUGGAGUCUCAUUUAAACGUCACCAAUGAUGUCAUCAUGGAAGGUAUCGAUGGUCCGGCAGCAUUCCUGGGACCAGACACUCCUGACAAGGGUACAAAAAUUCAAAUCGUGUCGGUGUGCCAGUCCCCGCAGCAGCCACAGCCCAAAUCCCCUGUUGCAGCUGAAGAGCCCGAGAGGGUGGGGGACACUGAAAUGCUGCUGGAGCCGAAAGCAGACAUUCACGAACUGCUCCAGAAACAAGGUCUGUCUGGCAGCUUGAACUUUGAUGAAUCCAGUGAGCCGGAGGAUAACGCAGACGAAGAGCAGCCUCGCUCUCUGUCCCCGAACGCAGGUGGGACAAGGCCGACGUCUGCAGCCAGUGGUAAAGACAGCCAGGACGCAUCAACACCGUCUCCAAGUGCAGAGAAUUCUCUGCUCGACGUCACCAACUUGGAAGAGUUCGUCCUGCGUCCAGCACCACGCGGCGUCAUUGUGAAGUGCAGAAUCAGCAGGGACAAGAAAGGCAUGGACCGUGGUCUGUACCCCACCUACUUCAUGCACAUGGAGCGGGAGGAUGGCAAGAGGGUGUUUCUCUUAGCGGGACGCAAGAGGAAAAAGAGCAAGACGUCAAAUUACCUCAUUUCAGUGGAUGCCACAGACCUUUCCAGAGAGGGAGAGAGUUUCAUCGGUAAACUGAGGUCCAACCUGAUGGGCACCAAGUUCACGGUGUACGACAACGGCACCAAUCCCUGUAAGAACCCGGGGGCGCUGCUGGAGGAGAGCAACACUCGGCAGGAGCUGGCGGCCGUCUGCUACGAAACCAACGUCCUUGGAUUUAAAGGACCUCGGAAGAUGACGGUGGUCAUCCCGGGGAUGAACAUGAACUUCGAGAGAGUGCCUGUGAGGCCCCAAAAUGAGCAGCAGAGUCUUCUGAGCCGGUGGCAGAACCACACGCUGGACACCCUCAUCGAGCUGCAUAACAAGGCCCCGGUCUGGAAUGACGACACGCAGUCCUACGUGCUCAACUUCCACGGCCGCGUAACUCAAGCCUCAGUGAAGAACUUCCAGAUAGUUCAUGACAAUGACCCCGAUUACAUCGUCAUGCAGUUCGGCAGAGUGGCAGAGGACACGUUCACGUUGGACUUCAACUACCCCAUGUGCGCCCUCCAAGCCUUCGCCAUCGGACUGUCCAGCUUUGACAGCAAGCUGGCUUGUGAAUGAGCUCCCUGCUAACAGGUGGACUCCACGUCCCUGUCUUUAUAGUGGGAGUAAAAGGGACACGUCUCAUGCAGAUCGUAGAAAUGUUUCUCCUGCAGCUGUGCAGUUUGUUAGUGCUCUGGUCCUCACGUGAACUCACCACUCUGCCUUGUAUCGGACAUCUGUCGCUGGAAUUCAUCGUUUGCCUUCUACACCUUCAUGAAGCCUCCUCUUCUGAGCCCACUAGGUGGCACUCUAUACGCAUGGGCUUUGUAUCACUAUUUUAAUGAAACCUUACGUCAUUUUUACACAGAGAGCGCCACCUACUGGGCUCUGGAGAAGUGGCUUGAGGAAGUCCAUCUCAUACAAAACACUUGUUUUUUUUAUGUGAGUCAUGCUAGUGUUUUGGUACCGAGACCGGAGCCUCCAGGGACCAAACUGGAAACAGAGCUGGUUUCUUCCAACGGUGGCGUCUCACUUCUCUGUAUAUUUCGCCAGGUCUCUGCUUGCUCUGGUGUCAACGUGGUCUUGGCGACGACACCACAUGUUCCUGUCACGGUUCUUUGUUUUUGCACGUUUGUCCUUUCAAAAAUAUCCAAUGCAGAAUUGCACAUUUUGAAUCGCCUGCAGUCAUUUAAACUAAAGACGAGUCGACAGAUAUCCCAGAGGUUUAUUGAAAAGAGGCGAACUCUUCUUCAGAAAUGAUCAGGUGGAAACUUUACUCAUUCUAUCCCACUGUGUGCCAGCAGUCGUUUUUGAAUUGUAUUGUUUUGUAAACAAAAAAAAGAACAGGUGCAAUUUCAGAGAGAGGUACUGUAAAUAUGUGCUAUUGUUGUGAAAAGCAAAAACAUUCCAUUUUUAACAGAAAAAGUUGAGGAAAUGCCUUCAGUUUCAAGGAUGUUGAGCUGUAUUUUCUUAAAGAUGACGUUGGAUUUUGUGACAACUUUAGAUGGUUACCAUGAGAAAAUAAAACACCUCCCUGUUAAAGGACGUCCUCUG
Synchiropus splendidus (mandarinfish) is the source of this 2671-nucleotide messenger RNA. RefSeq names its product TUB like protein 3 (gene tulp3). The transcript is spliced from 10 exons. Gene Ontology annotation, cellular component: cilium. Gene Ontology annotation, biological process: protein localization to cilium. The coding region runs from base 362 to 1696 and encodes 444 amino acids. Lineage: Eukaryota; Metazoa; Chordata; Actinopteri; Syngnathiformes; Callionymidae. The record is from RefSeq and is a predicted model, not a curated record.